AUGUCGCGCAACGGCAAAUUGGUGUCUUGGCCUGUAUUUCUUCAAGCUCUCGAAACCCGCUUUGCCCCAUCUCAAUAUGAGGACCCCACCGGUGCUUUAUUCAAGCUAACCCAGAGAGGCUCUGUUACUGACUACCUCUCCAAGUUUGAAGCACUCGCGAAUUGGAUAGUAGGGCUCCCCCCUCCUUUCCUCCUGAACUGCUUCAUUUUCGGCCUUGCUCCAGAAGACCAACGCAAGCUUGGUCAUCUAGAUUAUUUCCUGGGUCUGGAAAUCAAGUAUCUACCCAACAGUUCUAUCCUUAUGACUCAGACCAAAUACAUUAGAGAUUUACUUCACAAGACUAACAUGGUUGAAGCUCACUCUAUCUCUUCUCCAAUGGUAUCCAACUGCAAGUUGUCUCGACAUGGUGAUGAUGCUUUUCAUGAUCCAACCUUAUACAGGUAUGUAGUUGGUGCAUUACAGUAUGCUACCCUUACUAGACCCGAGAUAAGUUUUGUUGUCAACAAAGUUUGCCAAUUUAUGGCCGCUCCUUUGGAUUCUCACUGGACAGUGGCAAAGCAAAUAUUAAGGUAUCUGAAGGGCACUUUGUUUCAUGGUUUGCUUCUUCAACCUACAUUUGUUACAAAGCCCUUAGUUAUUCAAGCUUUUUGUGAUGCUGAUUGA
This is a messenger RNA of Glycine soja, 663 nucleotides long. RefSeq lists its product as uncharacterized. The record is from RefSeq and is a predicted model, not a curated record. Bases 1 to 663 code for a protein of 220 amino acids. NCBI's taxonomy places the organism in Eukaryota, Viridiplantae, Streptophyta, Magnoliopsida, Fabales, Fabaceae. The transcript has 2 exons.